Leptosia nina is the source of this 1284-nucleotide messenger RNA. The record is from the annotation of a GenBank genome assembly. Lineage: Eukaryota; Metazoa; Arthropoda; Insecta; Lepidoptera; Pieridae.
AUGAGAUUCGCGAUUAUUCUGCUGCUAGUGACCGUGGGCCACGCUGCCAAAGUAUCCAGUGCUAGAAGUAAGGGUAAGACAGAAGAAAAGGAAAAGAGAGAUGACGGGAACAAUGCUAUUGAAAAGAGAACGCCACUUUUGCCGUCAGUGUCCUCGUCGGCGACCCCUGGCGUUGAAUAUGCUGACACCAAAGAAACCGUAUCAGAUCAGUCGCCGACGCAGCAAAUAUACGCAACUCCAGUUCCUCAAAUUGCUAAGAUAUCGGACGUGCUAGCUCAAGGACCACCGUUCCAGAACGCCAUUGCUAAUCAGCUCUACUCGCCAGUUUCCAUCUACCAACCAAGGUUCCCGACAGCUUACGAAGUUUCCCAGCCUGUACCGUCCCAAUUGGCGUAUAGCGAGCACUCAAUCCAACCUCAGAACAUCCAAUCGAUACCCAGGGCAAGCUUGCACACUAAUUACCAGCCGCAAGUUUACCAGCAAUAUGACAAUUCGCCGACGCAGCAGCAACCGAUAUCAGCGAACUAUCACCAACCCCUAAUCCAGUAUCAACAAUAUCCAGAUAAUCUGCAGUACGCGCAGCAACCUCUUCAGUAUCGCCAAGAACUUCCGCCCCACUACCAAGUUGAACAAGUGAAAGCUGCACCCGUACAAGUCAUCCAUAAUGUCCAGCAGGCAUACGCGCAACAACCUGCCCAAGGUGGCAUAAGCUACGCGUCCUUUGCUCAAAACCAACAUGAAGAGUCACAGAAACAACAAAAGUCACAGGUUCAAGCGCAAGCACAACAACUUAUCAAGUAUCAACUUCAGCACCAACCCAUACAAUAUCAACCCCAAACUCACACUCAAAUUCAGUCACAACCUCAACCGAUCCCAAUUCAGUAUCCAGAACAACAACAACAGUAUCAGAUACAACCUCAACAAUUUCAGGCGCAACCUCAGUACCACAUACAGUACGAGGCACCGCAGUUUCAAUUUCAACAACAGCCAUAUCAACAGUACCAACAACAGAGCGAAUCGAAGGUUCACUACCAGCCGCAACUUCCGUCGCUUCAGAUCCAGCAGUAUCAGCCUCAAUACGUGAAGUCUAAACAGACCGAGAAGCAGAUUUACUUCAAACAGUUACAGCAGCCCGCCGUGAUACAGCAGAUACAACCGCAACCUAAAGAGUACUCUCAGGCACCGACACAGCAUUUGGGAUAUGCCGGGCACGUCGCUCUGCCUACCUUCCCCCCGGUGCAGUAUUUUGGGAAAUAUGCACAUUCGAUCUUCGGCCAGCAGUAG